GAAAGAAUAAGAGCAUGGAGUUCCUUAACUAAAAAUGGAUAAACUAGAUAAGACAAAAGUUUCAGUUUUAGAUGAUAACAAAGAUGACGAUUUCAACAUACAAGGAAUUAACGAAAGUGACUCAACGAAAGAGAUGAAAUUCACAAUAGAACAGAAAGAAAUUUUCAUAGAAAGAUUGGGGUACUCCAAGCUAGAAGGAAAUCAAGAUAACAUUGUGUAUAUGAUCACAAAAGCAGAAAACUUGACCUUUGAAAUAGCACUUGAUUUCUUGAAAUCGUUUUUAGAUGAAUAUGUAGAUGACUUCAAUAUUCCUGAAACCACAUUAGAACUCAUACAGAUAUUAGUGAAUAGUUCAUCAUUAAACGAAAAACUGGGGCCGGAAACAGCAACCUCUAGCACUGAAACAAGCUUAGAGUCGAAUGACAAAAAUAUAGCGUUCAACUUAGAAUUUCAAGUUAGAGUGGAGGCUGCCAUUAUAAUGUACCAUUCACCAUAUCCGGAAGUAAGAGCAGUGACAGAUCCAUUUGACGAUCCUUCAAUUCCAUGCGAAACCUUAAGAGUUUAUGUUCUUGGAUUCUUCUGGGUGGUAGUAGGUGGAGUUAUAAACGGAUACUUAAGUAAUAGGCAGCCAUCCAUUUCCAUCGGGACUACAGUCGCCCAGUUGUUUAUAUAUCCAUGUGGAUACAUUUGGAGUGUACUUUCUCCCAAAUGGAGCUUCAAAAUAUUUGAUAUUUUGAUCGAAAUAAAUCCAGGUCCUUGGAGUUAUAAAGAACAAACACUAGCAACUAUCAUAUACAGUGUUCUGGAAGGCACUGCAAAUAUAAAGUCAAAUAUAUAUGCCCAAAGAGUGAGCGUUUUUUAUAACAACCAAUGGGCUAACUGGGGUUAUCAGAUCCUCUUUGCAGUAUCAGUUAACUUUUUGGGUUUUGGGUUUGCAGGAAUUCUACGAAAAUUUGUGGUCUAUCCUUGUAAGGCAGUGUGGCCCGGAAUUUUACCCACUCUUGCCUUACAAAGAGCCUUAGUUCAGCCCAACGCACAUGAGAAGAUAAAUGGCUGGACAAUCUCCAAGUUUAUAUUCUUCUUUGUAAUUCUUCUGGGUUCAUUUGUAUACUUUUGGGUCCCUGGAUUUCUUUUUAAGUCCAUUUCUAUAUUCAAUUGGAUGACUUGGAUUGCACCAAAUAAUUUCCCCUUGGCAGCAAUUACAGGCUCUUUGUUUGGAAUGGGAAUAAAUCCAAUGCCCACUUUUGAUUGGAAUAUAAUAGGUGUUAUUUCUCCCAUGGUAACUCCGUUUUAUACUAAUUUAAACAUGUACGUUGGAGUGGUAUUGGGUACACUUACUAUCAUUGGAAUUUAUUGGAAGAAUUUAUAUUGGACCUCUUAUUUGCCAAUGAAUAGUAAUUCAAUCUUUAACAAUUUGGGACAGCCUUAUGACGUGCAGCGGAUUUUAGGGUCAAAUAAGUUGUUUUCCCAAGAGAAAUAUGAAAGAUAUGGACCUCCAUUUUACUCUGCUGGUCUCUUGGUGUUAUACGGUGCUCAUUUUGCAAUUUAUCCAUUUUCAUUUGUGUACGAGAUUGCAAUUAGAUGGAAAGAUAUUGUCAACUCUUUUAAACAAUUGUACUUAUCAAUAAGACACCCUAGCCGAUCAACUUUUAAUGGAUUCAACGACCCUCAAACGAAUAUGAUGUCGAGAUAUAACGAAGUUCCUGAUUGGUAUUUCUUAGUGGUAUUGAUUCUCUCAGUGGUGCUUGCCAUUGUAUGUUUUGUGAUCUAUCCAACUGGAACUCCAGUAUGGUCGAUCUUUUUUGCGAUAGGAAUUAGUCUUAUAUUUCUUAUCCCAAUCACAAUAUUAGCGUCCACUACAACAUUUUCUUUCGGUCUUAAUGUAAUUGUUGAGAUUAUCCUUGGAUAUAUAAUUCCAGGGAAUCCCCAGGCUAUGUUGCUUGUUAAAGCAUACGGGACAAAUAUUAAUUCUCAGGCGCUGAGUUAUAUUUCCGACUUGAAAUUGGCUCAUUAUGCAAAAAUACCCCCUAGAGCUAUUUUUAGAGCCCAGAUUGCAUCAGCAUUAAUCAGCACCUUCAUCGGGCUAGUCAUGAUUAAUGUACAGUUAUCUUCAAUUUCAGAUCUUUGUGAAACGCAUCAAAAAGAUCGUUUUACAUGCCCUGGGCCACGGGCUAUCUUUGUUUCGAGUGUUACUUGGGGUGUUAUUGGCCCACAAAAGGUUUUCAAUGGUUUAUACCCCAAUUUGAAAUGGACUUUCUUAAUAGGAUUCUUGUUAGUAUUUCCUGCACUUCUUACUAAAUGGUAUCUUCCAAAGCUGUACUCAAGGCAUUUCCAACCAACUGUGGUGAUGGGCGGAUUCACCAAGUUUGCACCAUACAAUUUGUCAUACUACACCGCGGGAAUGUAUGUUUCGUGGUUGUUCAUGUCAUAUGUAAAGAAGCGCUAUACCUCUUGGUGGAUUAAGUACAAUUACAUAUUAUCUUGCGGGUUGGAUGCUGGAGUUGCUCUAUCUGCCAUUGUUAUUUUUGGGGCGGUAUAUAAAGAUAACCUCAAACUUUCUUGGUGGGGAAAUAAAGUUUAUCUUCAAGGAAUAGACGGCGGAAACGGACAAAGGAGUUUGUUAAAGCUGGACGCCGCUCCUGAGGGGUAUUUUGGUCCUAGAAUUGGUUCGUUCCCUUAGCCAAUAGUGGUGGUUGCACAAUGCAGAAUAAAGUUAUGCAGGAGUGCAACUAUUGUGUUCAUUGACCCCAAUUAUUAAGGUUUUACUAUGUCAUUAAGACCAUUACUAUACAAAUUAUAUACCUUAAGAGACAUAUUUAGUCUGUAGGACAGGACGGCCAGCACACACAUUUAUCUUCCUCUGCAGAAAUGAUAUUCCCGAUUUGACGCCUUGGAAUUUCAGUCGAUUAUUAAAUCGGAAAUAUUUUUGCAACCGCAAGAAUAUUAUUUGUCAUCCCACAUUGAAGUGCAUACUGGUGUCAAAGUACGAAGCAACAAUUAAGAAUUAUACUGUUUCUAGUAUCCACCGUUCUUGUUAAAUUAAGGAUAUGUGGUUCCUGAAACAGAGCCGUAUAUUUUAUUCGUAGCGGCUAUUCUAAUUCCAAGGACUCACCGAGUAGUAGAAAGAAGUGAGAAUAUAAUUUAUCUAACUCUUGGUGUGAAGAGAUGUGGUAAAAGAGAUCACGGAAUUGAGGACUUGUGGUAAGGUGGAAGAGCUCGUCUAUUCUGAAUUGUAUAACUGUAACAAAAAAAUAUCAAUCAUGCAGAGUAUGAAGAAUGGCCUUUUUUUUUUGAUAAUAAUCAUCAUAUGUUUUCCUUGUGGUAUCACAUUGUAUUAUUGGUCCACAAUAAAUUGAGGUACAUAAGCGAUAUCUCUAAAGAAACUUAUUGCAACAACAACUAUUGGGUUCUUCAUAGGUAUCUUUUUCUAACUCUCCCACCUUCAAUUUGCUGACUUGAAUAUCCUUCUAAAACUUCAAAAUGGAGUCAAUAACUGGUACAUACAGCCAUUUGGGGAUAAAUCCCAUUCCUUCUUUUGACAAGAAUUAUAUGAAAAGUAUGGCCCUCCUUUUUUUAGGUCUGGAAAUACAAUACAUUAUGGUACUGGAUUUUACUGUAUCAGUUUUCAAUGAUUUACAAACUCAUUAUCAAUAGAAGGAUGCUGGGAGUAUUGUCUACUUUUCACUAAUACAUUUCAAAGAAUCCAAGUUUACUGGUUUCAAUCUCUACAGCAAAAUCUUGGCCAACUACAAAGAGGCUCUAGAUUCGUGUUUUCUUGCUAUUCUUGUUAAACAGUUUUUGGAAUUUUGGACUAUCUUUAUUGCACUUGGCAUUGACUUAGAAUUCUUAAUCCCAGUUACUGCGACUACAACUUUCACUAUCGAAUUGAAUCUGUUAAUGGAGUUACUCACUGGAUAUAUUCUUCCUGGAAACCCAACUUCUCUCAUGACCACUAAAGCUGGCUUUAUCAUAGAUUCGGAAGCACAGAGUUAUAUUACUGAACCGAAAUUGGCCCAUUAUUCAACAGUACCCCCACUCGCAAUAUUCAGAGCACAAAUUACUGCCAUCUUUGUUAGUUUUUUUCGGACUAGGAAUAAAUAAUUGGUAGAUUGUAACCUUUGAGGGUAUUUCCAACCCUCGUCAAAAAGACAAAUUCACUUGUCUAAAUGUUUAUGAAUUUUAUAGUUCAAGAUGGACCUUAAAGAGUUCAUACCACUCUAAAACGUAACAAGGAACUAGUAUGAAGUAUAUUAUAGAAAUUAUAUCCGUUUAUAUAACAAGUUUUUGCUUUGGAACUAUCUCUAUCCAUGUUACCAUAUAAUUGAAGUCGUGCGCUUUUUUUUUUCCAACUAUCAUUAU
Molecule: messenger RNA, 4359 nt
Organism: [Candida] anglica
Lineage: Eukaryota; Fungi; Ascomycota; Pichiomycetes; Serinales; Debaryomycetaceae
Source: the annotation of a GenBank genome assembly